Molecule: messenger RNA, 763 nt
Organism: Castor canadensis (American beaver)
Lineage: Eukaryota; Metazoa; Chordata; Mammalia; Rodentia; Castoridae
Source: RefSeq, a predicted model, not a curated record
AUGGAGCGAGGGGGUGGAGAGAAAGGGGAAGAGCCUGGGCGGCCGGCGGGCGGGGCCUGCAGCCUCCCGGAGCCGCGGCAGCCGCCGAGCAGCCUGCUCUCUCCGCGCCUCUCUCCGACUCCGGUGCGCGCUGCGCGGGGACCCGCGCCCGAGCCCGGGGGGCGCCGCGGCUCCUCGGCCUCUGUCCCCGGACUCGCCUCGCCUAGGCUGCGCCCGGACGCAGAGCUGCUGGCCUUUGGGGGCCGCCCGCUGCUCUAUCUGGCCAGAGGACCGACGGGGAAGGAAGGGGAAAGCGGGGACACACACACUCGCCGGGCGCGCGCGCAUUGCACACUCGCAGCCGCGCGCCCCCGCCGAGGCGCGGCCGGGGCGAGUUUGGCCCCGCGGCUUCGGGCCCGGCACCUGCCCGCCCCCGGCACGGUCCCCGGGCCCCGCCCCGCCGACCCUCCCGCCCCUCGCCUGCGCUGCUGUCCCUUCGCCCGGGAAAGCGACAACAUCCCGACAACUUACAGGCUGUGGCGCAACUGGUCUGGACCGCCGAGGCUCCUGAAGGCUGCCCGGGUGAGACUUUAUAGGAGGAACAGUCCUUUCCACAUAUGUCAAAAGACUUCUGGAAGCAUUUUGAAGCUGAGUGAUGCUGUUGAGGUGGAAUUUGAGGAUCUCCCAGAAAUCAUCCAGAAAGAACUUUUAACACCUGUGGAAUCCUUAAGAAACCUUGAAACCUCGAGAAGUUUCUUCAGCAAACUCCCUCUAUGAAGUAAAG